Molecule: messenger RNA, 2628 nt
Organism: Meleagris gallopavo (turkey)
Lineage: Eukaryota; Metazoa; Chordata; Aves; Galliformes; Phasianidae
Source: RefSeq, a predicted model, not a curated record
ACUGUGCUGUGUGCUUUCGGAGGAGGAGGUGGUGGAGGCUUUUGGAAAAGGAGGAAGAGGUGGCGUUGGGGAGGGGGGAUCUCUUUCCCCGUUGGAGAUGAUCGUGCUAUUCCUCUUUGCCUCGCUCUGGAUGCUGGAGGGGGCCCUCGGCCAGCUCCAUUACACGGUGCAGGAAGAACAGGAGCAUGGCACGUUCGUGGGGAAUAUCGCCGAAGACCUGGGCUUGGACAUUACAAAACUUUCGGCUCGCCGUUUCCAGACGGCGUCCAACUCCCGCAGCCCUUACCUGGAGCUCAACCUGGAAACCGGAGUGCUCUACGUGAACGAGAAGAUCGACCGCGAGCAGAUCUGCAAGCAGAGCCCCUCCUGCCUGCUGCACCUGGAGGUCUUCCUGGAGAACCCCCUCGAGCUGUUCCGGGUGGAGAUCGAGGUGCUGGACAUCAACGACAACCCACCCUCCUUCCCCGAGCCCGACCUCACCGUGGAGAUCUCGGAGAGCGCCACGCCGGGCACCCGCUUCCCCCUGGAGAGCGCCUUCGACCCCGACGUGGGCACCAACUCUCUGCGCACCUACGAGAUCACUCCCAACAGCUACUUCUCACUCGACGUGCAGACGCAGGGCGACGGCAACCGCUUCGCCGAGCUGGUGCUGGACAAGCCGCUGGACCGCGAGCAGCAGGCGGUGCACCGCUACGUGCUGACCGCGGUGGACGGCGGGCAGCCCCAACAGCGCACCGGUACCGCCCUGCUCACCAUCAGGGUGCUGGACUCCAACGACAACGUCCCCGCCUUCGAGCAGCCCGUCUACACCGUGUCGCUGCCGGAGAACUCGCCGCCGGGCACGCUGGUGCUGCAGCUCAACGCCAGCGACCCCGACGAGGGACAGAACGGCGAGGUCAUCUAUUCCUUCAGCAGCCACAUAUCGGCCCGCGCACGGGAGCUCUUCGGCAUCGCGCCGCGCACCGGGCGCCUGGAGGUGAGCGGCGAGCUGGACUACGAGGAGAGCAGCGUGUACCAGGUGUACGUGCAAGCGAAGGACCUGGGGCCCAACGCCGUGCCGGCGCAUUGUAAGGUGCUGGUGCGGGUGCUGGACGCCAACGACAACGCGCCCGAGAUCAGCUUCUCCACCGUAAAGGAGGCGGUGAGCGAGGCGGCGGCGCCGGGCACCGUGGUGGCCCUCUUCAGCAGGCGCUUCGCCCGCCUCCCCGUUCUGAUUCACCUGCCGGCUGCAGGAGAGGGAGGGACGAAACAUCAGCGUGCUGAGCUCAGUUAUCUAGUUGACAGACCCCGACGGGUAAACAGUUCUGCAUUCCAGGAAGCAGACAUAGUAAGCUCUAAGGACAGUGGUCAUGGAGACAGUGAGCAAGGAGACAGUGAUCAUGAUGCCACUAAUCGAGGUCAAUCCUCUGGCAUGGAUCUCUUCUCCAAUUGCACAGAGGAAUGUAAAGCACUGGGCCACUCAGAUCGGUGCUGGAUGCCUUCCUUUGUCCCAUCUGACGGACGCCAAGCUGCAGAUUACCGCAGCAAUCUGCAUGUACCUGGCAUGGACUCCGUUCCAGACACUGAAGUGUUUGAAACGCCAGAAGCCCAGCCGGGGGCAGAAAGGUCCUUCUCCACCUUCGGCAAAGAGAAGUCUCUUCACAACACUCUGGAGAGGAAGGAGUUGGAUGGACUGCUGUCUAAUACACGAGCGCCUUACAAACCACCAUAUUUGACAUUUGCCAUCUCUGGAUCUCAAAGUGGAUUAUAAAGAAUAGUGAUUUAAACCUUCCUGCACCUCUAGGAGAUAGCACGGAAAAGGAUAUGCUAGUCACUUCUACAGGACUUACCUGAAGCAGCAUGAUUUGCACAAAAGUCGACCAACAAAAAGCAUCAACUUUCAACUUCAUUAUCUUGGCCAUCCAGUUCUGUCUAACUGAAGGAUUUGUGUGCUGUUGGAGACAUCAUGGCCAACAAUAGGACCUAAUUGCUCUCAGCAGGCCUGAGAAAUGAGUUGAAAUGUGUAGAACUGUAGAAACUUCAGAGGCAACUGAUCUUGCCUCUCUGAUCAGUGUGUGCCUGUUUACAGCACUAUAUAUCUUUCUCUCUCCAAAAUGUCACUGAGCCCUUUAGAUGUUUAUAAUCACCACAAGAAGCCAAUCGUACAGAUAAAAGAAAUGUGCAUUAUAAAUGCAAUAUCACUGUUUUAAACUUGACUGUUUUAUAUUAUUUUUGUGUGAUCAAGUGUUCCCCAAACUAUUCCAACUUUACAAGAGAGAUUGUGAUCAUGUUCUUUUCACCCGUGGGUCACAAAAAUGUUGUUAAUCUGAAGACCCACCAAAUUAUCGAAGACAUUCUGUAGUUUAUACACCGUGUUGCAAAGUGUUUACUGUACUAUUUCAAAGCUUCUAAAUAAAUAUAAAAUAUAUAUAUAUUAUAUUAUAUAUAAUUUUGAGAAAAAUGUGGUACAACUUAGUUGAUUUUUAAAUGGAUUCAUACAGUCUACACCAUACACUAAAAUGAGAAGGUAAUUCAGGGUUCCUAAGCUAUCCUUGCUAAAAACAAAUAUAAAAUAAACCUUUAAUAGUACUUCCCCAAUAUUCGUAUCUUGGUCAAUCCUGUUUUUCUUAGUUUAAAAAAAAAAAAAAA